Lutra lutra (Eurasian river otter) is the source of this 690-nucleotide messenger RNA. RefSeq names its product proline-rich protein HaeIII subfamily 1-like. Lineage: Eukaryota; Metazoa; Chordata; Mammalia; Carnivora; Mustelidae. The record is from RefSeq and is a predicted model, not a curated record. Bases 1 to 690 code for a protein of 229 amino acids. The transcript has 2 exons.
AUGGACUAUGUGGCCUCACAGAUAGCAGGAAAAGAGAAAUGUAUAAAAACCUUUUCAGGCCGCCCCACUCCUUCGUCGGCGGGGGCGCGGCGGGAGAACCGAGCACUACCCCCCACCCCGGGACGUCACCUCGCCGCGGCCUCGCCCCCUCGCCCGCCCCUCCCGUCGCGCCCAGUCGUCUCACAGCCGCCUCACAGCCGUCCGCGCCCCCGCCCCCUUCCUCGCGGGCCGCCGCCCGCGCCCGCGCCCGCGCCCGCCCACUCCUUCGAGACGCCUCGCGCCGGGCGUGCGUGUGGACGUCGGGUGUGUGCGGUGCCGUGGGGCGCGAGUGCGCGCGCGCGCGCGCCGCGGCGGACGCCGGGGGGCGGGGGCGGCCGGCAGGCAAGUAGGGGCCGCCCGGUCCGACCCGCCGCGCGGCUCCCGCGGCUCACGCACUCACACUCGCGCUCGCGCGCCGCUCCCCACGCCCGCCGCCACCGCGAGCCGCACCGCCACUUGCGGGGGGCGGGGGCGCGCGCCACCGGGCCCCCGCCCCCACCCCUCGCGCCCCCGCCCCAUCCCCCUCUCAUUGUCUCGCCUCGGAGCGCCUCGCCUAGCGAAAAGAUAACGGAACCCCCGGGAGAAGGGGGUGGGGAGAGAGAAAGCUCGCCCGCUCGCUCACUCACCUCCCGUGGUCGUCGCCGCCGGUAG